This is a messenger RNA of Belonocnema kinseyi, 836 nucleotides long. RefSeq lists its product as uncharacterized. Bases 57 to 812 code for a protein of 251 amino acids. NCBI's taxonomy places the organism in Eukaryota, Metazoa, Arthropoda, Insecta, Hymenoptera, Cynipidae. The record is from RefSeq and is a predicted model, not a curated record. The transcript is spliced from 2 exons.
GUCUUCAAGCAAUUGAUCGAAAAAUUUCAGGGUCUUAUCCUUAAACUUUCAGAACCAUGAAGCUUUUUGUGUUGUGUUCCAUCCUGGCUCUGGCUGCAGCCCAGCCUGCCAAAAACGAAUUCUGGAAGGGCACCAGCAUGGAUUCUUUGGUGGACCAGACCAAAGCUGAAUGUGCGCAGAAAAAUGACGAAAUCGCCUGCAUGAAGUUUAAAGUCCUAAAUCUUCUGGAUCAAAUCUUCCGCAAGGAUAAUUUCAAGAUUUCGGAAACUGUGGAAGUCACCCGCAACUCGUACCCAGUUGACGAGGUUUCUGCACGGGGUGAAGCUUCCUUCAUGAACACGCUGAGAUCCUACUUAGCUUCCCACGACGUGACCUUCAAACUUCCUUUAGAAUCAUCAGUGAAAGUUAGUGCAAGAAAUAUUGAUGAUGACAAGCUGAGCUUCGACUUGAAGUUUGGAGAAGGUCGGGCAGUUGAAGAAGCACGUAAAUCCAAGUUGAAGAAAGUCAUCAUCCCAAUUCUUGUGUUUGUCCUGCUUAAGGCCAUGACUUUGAUCCCCUUGGCAAUUGGAGUACUUGGAUUGAAAGCUUGGAACGCACUUCAGUUAUCGUUUUUUAGUUUCGUCGUUUCGGUGGGAUUGGCUAUUUUCCAGCUUUGCAAAAAAAUUGCUGCCGACAGCCAUUCCGCUCCUCUUGCUGCUCAUGGACCCUGGGAAUAUCAGUCUGCUCAAUACAGGUCGUUCCAGGAUAAUGCUGCACCAAUAAAUUCACAGUUUGAUCAGGACCUUGCGUACUCGGGCUACGCACAAAAAUGAGACUGUACUAGAUCAUUUGACUUU